UCCCAUCACACGUCAUCAAUAGGCGACGAAUGCGAAAGUCAACGUGCGCGUUCCGUCCCUGAGUUUAUGAGCGGAACCGGAGGCUGUGACGGUAGCUGCAGAGCAGUGAUAAAGGCUUUUAAAAGUGUCACAUCAACCCUGCAAAAGUUGGAAAGAAGCGGCUGCCAUUUAAUGUUAACACCGACAUGGAGGUGAAAGAGGAGUCCUGUGAGGCCGACAUAAAUACAAUGGAGUUAAGGAGUGUGAGUAUUAAGGAGGAGGACUGUGAUGAAGAGUCUGUUCGUCGUGAACAGGAGAGUCUGUGCAUUAAGGAUGAAGAUUAUGAACUGGUAACCGUGGGCCUUAAAGAAGAGGCUGAGGAGACAUCGGUCAGCAUCGAGACACACGCAAGUUCUGAUCGUGUUGACUUCAAGGUGAUGUCUGAGUCAUUACGGUCUGACACCGAGAGGACUGAGGACACGCCAUCUGUUGGAACUGCGCAAGAACAACCGUCAUCAUCAAGUUGGUCUGGAAAAAGAGGCAGACUUCAUUGCUGUUCUGAAUGUGGCAAACAAUUUCCACAUUUAAGAAAGCUUCGGAUUCACACCAGAAUUCACACCGGGGAGAAGCCAUACAGCUGUUCUGAAUGUGGGAAACGCUUCUGUCGCAAGAGUGAUCUUUACGGACACAAUAAAAUGCACACCGGCGAGAAGCCGUUUGGCUGUUCUGACUGUGGCCAUCGAUUCUCAAGACUUGCCGAUCUUCGCACCCACUCCAGAGUUCACACUGGAGAGAAGCCAUACUGCUGUUCCGAAUGUGGUAAACACUUCUCUGUGAAGAGCACACUUAAGAAACACAAAAGAACUCACACUGGAGAGAAGCCAUACAGCUGCUCUGAAUGUGACAGACAAUUCCGUACCAGCAGUGAUCUUCAGAACCAUAAAACGGUCCACACUGGAGUGAAGCCAUAUUCUUGCUCUGAAUGUGGCAAACAGUUUUCGCGAAUGACCAAUCUUCGGAGGCACCAAACCAUCCAUACUGGAGAGAAACCAUAUUGCUGUUCAGAAUGUGAUAAACGAUUCUUUAGCAAAAGUGACCUUCAGAACCACAAAACGUUUCACACUGGAGAGAAGCCGUAUUCUUGUUCAGAAUGUGGCAAACAGUUUUCAAUAAGCAGGACUCUUCAGAUGCACAAGAGAAUACACACUGGAGAGAAGCUGUAUAGCUGUUCGGAAUGUGGCAAACGAUUUGGACAGAUCACCAGCCUUCGGACUCACACAAGAAUUCACACUGGCGAGAAGCCAUUUUGCUGUUCUGAAUGUGGCAAGCGUUUUUCUGAGAAGAGCAGCCUUCAGAAGCACAAAGUCAUUCAUACGGGAGAGAAGCCAUACUGCUGUUCUGAAUGCGGCAAGCAGUUUUCCCACAAGUGCAAUCUUCGGAGCCACCAAAGCACUCACACUAGAGAGAAGCCGUACUGCUGUCCUGAGUGCGGCAAACAGUUUUCGUUAAAGAAGGCUCUCCUGGUACACACAAGGAUUCAUACUGGAGAGAAGCCGUUUUGCUGUUCCGAGUGUGGCAAGCAGUUUUCACAAAAGAGCACUCUUCAGAGCCACCAAAGAAUUCACAGUGGUCCCACCACAAUGAACAGACAAGACCACGCAAGCCAGAAAAUGAGAGGACUGGACGACACACCAGCGGUCAGUUGUAACAAGCGCAGUGUCCGGACCUGUGAGGGAACAUGCCGCUGGCUGGCCGAGACAGCAGGAAGACCUGGAGAAGCUGGCUAUAAAGCAGUCUGGGAGCAGCAGCACAUAACGGUGGUUGACUGGGGGCUGUUGGGGUCGAGCGGGGCACCACCUCUGACUGCUCAGUUUGCGUGUCCUGUCGCUUUAACGGGACUCGUCAUCGAGAGAGAGAUGAAGGAUCUGCCAUUUCCUGUAACUCACAUGGAGCUGAGCGGGAGGACGUGUCACGUAGGCUUGAAUGACAUGGAGAUCAGGACUGUAACUAUUAAGGAGGAGGAGGAGUGUGAAUGGGAACAAGUUCAGCCUGAACAGGCGAGUCUGCAUGUUAAGGAGGAGGACUGUGAACAGGGGACGGUGGGCAUCAAGGAAGAGACGGAGGAGAAGCCGCUGGUCCUCCACAUGGACGAGUAUAACAUUAUAGUCCAGGUCAAGGAAGAAGACCUUCAGGUGGGGUCCGUCUGUCAGUCGGGGGGUCAAGAUGGAGGCGUCAGCGGAUUUGUCUCACCUCAGAGUCGUCCACCGUCGCCAAAUCAGGUUGGAGAUGAUAUACAGGAGGGUCCCAGCUUGUCGCCAACUUUGUCUGUUCAGACUUCAGUUCAGGACAGACCACAACAAACCUUGCAUGAUGAAAAUAUGAAGGAACCAACAAAAUCUUCUAAAUGCCAGUCUCAGUACAAAGACAGUCAGUGGAAUCAUACAAGACAGAAGCCAUACUGCUGCUCUGAAUGUGGAAAACGCUUUUUAAAAAGCAGCCAUCUCAAGAACCACAAAAGAAUUCAUACUGGAGAGAAACCGUAUUUCUGUUCUGAAUGUGACCAAAGAUUCUCCAGCAGCAGCAAUCUUGCUACCCACAUGAGAACUCACACUGGUGAGAAGCCGUACCGCUGUUCUGAAUGUGGCAAAGGAUUUUCUAGAAAAAACCACCUUGAGAAGCACAAAGGAAUUCACACGGGCGAAAAGCCAUAUUGUUGUUCCGAGUGUGGCAAAGGAUUCUGUUCAAAGAGUGGUCUUAACACCCACCUGAGGACUCACAAUGGAGAAAAGCCCCAUUUCUGUACUGAGUGUGGGAAACGAUUCUCAAAAAGGAACCAUCUUGAGACUCACAGGAGAAUUCAUACGGGAGAGAAGCCAUAUAGCUGUUCUGAAUGUGACAAAAGAUUCACUGUCAGGAGCAACCUUAACCAGCACAUGGGAACUCACGCUAGAGCAAAGACCAACACCAAGAUGGAUGGGAGAGAGGAAACGGAUGGGGCUGACAUAAACGCCAUGGAGAUCAGGACUGUGUGCAUUAAGGAGGAGGACUGUGAAUGGGACUCUUCCUACCCUGACCAGGAGAGUCUCGGGAUUAAGGAUGAAGAUUAUGAACUGGUAACUGUGGGCAUUAAAGAAGAGACUGAGGAGACGUUGGUGAGCAUCGAGACGCGUGCUGGUUCUGAGCGUGUCAAUGUUCGGCCCGAUUCAUUACAGUCUGACACAGAGAGGACGGAGGACGUAUCAACUCUUGGAACUGUGCAAGAUCAACCGUCAUCGUCAAGUUGUUCUGGAAAGCGAGGCAAAUCUUAUUCUUGUUCUGAAUGUGGCAAGCAAUUUCCUCAUUUGAGAAAGCUUCGGAUUCACGUAAGAAUUCACACUGGGGAGAAGCCAUACUGCUGUUCCGUAUGUGGCAAACGAUUCUGUCGCAGGAGUGGUCUUUACGGACAUAAGAAAAUACACACUGGUGAGAAGCCAUAUUCCUGCUUUGAAUGUGGCCAUCGAUUCACAAGACUCGCCGAUCUUCGCAACCACACAAGAGUUCACACCGGAGAGAAACCGUAUUGCUGUUCUGAAUGUGGCAAACAGUUUUCACACAAGUGCAAUCUAAUGAGACACAUAAUAACUCAUACGGGAGUGAAGCCGUACUGGUGCUCUGAAUGUGACAGGCGAUUCUGUACCAACAGCGAACUUCAGAACCAUAAAACAAUUCACACUGGAGAGAAGCCAUUUUCUUGUUCGGAAUGUGGCAAACAGUUUUCAUUAAGUAGAAGUCUUCAGAUUCACAAAAGAAUACACAGCGGAGAGAAGCUGUAUUGCUGCUCUGAAUGUGGCAAACGAUUCCGACAAGUCUCCAAUCUUCGGACUCACAUGAGAAUUCACACUGGGGAGAAACCAUAUUGCUGUUCAGAUUGUGGCAAGCAGUUUUCUGAACGGAGCAGCCUUAAGAAACACCAAGUAAUUCACACAGGAGAGAAGCCAUAUUGCUGUUCAGAAUGUGGUAAACAGUUUUCACACAAGUGUAACCUUCAGACCCACAAAAGCAUUCACACCGGAGAGAAGCCAUUUGGCUGUUCUGAAUGCGGCAAGCGAUUUUCAGUGAAGAAGGAUCUCGUCGUGCACUCAAGAAUUCACACGGGAGAGAAGCCGUUUUCCUGUUCUGAAUGUGGGAAGCGCUUUUCACAAAAGAGCAAUCUGCACAGCCACAGAAAAAUUCACAGCGGCGCUACAACAUUGAACAGAUAAGACCACACACCAUAAGGGUACUGUGAGUGAGGUAAUGAGAGAACUGGACCAGCGGUCAGAUGACGAUGAGCUUGUGUGCUGUUAAGUUUAUGCAACAAAUCGUGAAUUUCCAAAUGGAGGAUAUGCCAGGAGGGCUCGUAGUCACUGGAGUCCAAAACUAUAAUCCCUACAUGCAAAAGAAGUACAAUAGCCGAAUCAAUCCUAUGAGCUUUAAUUGGAAUUGUAGGAAGUAAGUAAAUAAGUCAGUAGUAAUUAGAGUUAAAAAAAUAAAUGAAUACGGUAAAGAAGCAGCAUUUAUACCAACAUUAACGCCAAAUUUAGUAGAGGGAGAAAAGAAAAUGACAAAAUGGCUGAAAAUAAAAGAUCAACACGUUGACACUCCACGCUGGAUUAAAUGAAAUAAACAGAUUCUCUACGGAGUUGGGGUCAUUGAAUGGGGUCCUUGCAGAAUUCCAACACCUGAAUAUCUGGAGUUGUGUCUAAACACAAAACAACUGCAGCUUCACAAUGGCAAACUCUGAAUGCAUUUAGAAGCCUUAAAGUUAAGAAGAUCUAAAUGGAAAAACACAGACCCCUAAGUCCUAUAGAAUAUUAAAUGGGGGCCACCAGGCAUAAAAUAAACUAGGAUUUUGGAGAAGAAAAAAAGAAAAUAUGGAGAUCACCAAGAAUGUAAUGAAGAAGCAGCCUGGAUAAGCAAGCUAUAGGGUGGUCCAGAUCUAAUUAUGCAAUUUUCAUUACUCUAUAACAAUGUGCAACGCAGGAUGUUGGAGGAAUUUGGACCGCCUGCGGUGCAUAGGAACACGAUCUCCCAAAUCAACGAAACAUUUGACCGGACUGGUAGCUCCAAUCACCCAAAAUUUUAUUGUUUUCCUGCAUUGCAUUAAGAGUUGCAUGAUUAGAUCUGGACCAUCCUGUACAAACGGGAGCAGAAAACCUGACCCCCUGCAGUUCUAUUUAUUUUAUUUUGUGACGGUUGAAGAAUCUGAACUCAAACUCGGAACUGCUGCUAAGUAGAAGAUGCCCAUUGCAGAGGCUGUACCCAACUUGUGACUCUGGCACCUCACCACCCUACACUGGGUUAUGACAGGGUGUAAAGAUAAAGAAUUUACAGACGUCUACACCAACAAUAGUAGAACCGAAUGACAAAGAAAUGGAGGUGAAGUGACACAGAAGACCAACUACUAGUAGUUAACUAAAGCCAGUGCCUCAUUGCAUGACUUCUAGUGAUGGGGUAUGUCCGAUUUGCCCACCUCCAGUGCUUAUCUUAUUACUGGAUCAUGCCAGUUUGAACAUCACUGCCUGUGUCACGUUUUCUGACUUAAGUGCUGACCUUCUGGAUCAGUCGUACUCGCUCCUUUUUCUGACCGUCAAUAGUGGCACAGUCUGAAGGCUUAGCAGGUAUGGCGAGUUCAGCCACCUUCUCUUUGUUUCCAUUCCAUCGUGGUACACACAACAACCAUCCUCAGCAUCAGACAGGCGAGCUUCUCUUCUCUUUGUGAGGUUCAUUCUUUGUAUUGUACUUCUGGAUGAGCGUUCAAUUAGUUGUCAGCACAGAGAGCCCCCUCUAUGACUAAAGACAGAAUCAAAACUGUUCCAGGGGGGUGAGCUGUGGACUCAACGGUGGGAGUCAUUGGACAAGUCGCAUCAUGUGACCACACAACCAGCCCCGGGCUCAUCUGAGAUUGCAUAACUGCAAAUCUCUGGAAACUUUAAAUAAUGUGGCAAAGGGCCUGAAGAAAUCCAUGUAGCUGCAAGAAAGGCCGAAAGCCUCUGUGUUUAUAAAAGAGCCAGCACUGUAUAAUCGUGCCAUCCCACCCGGCUGGAUCAUCAGAUGUUUGGAAUUGUGUCACGUCCACCCGUUCUCCUCAAUUUCACCAGCACCAUUAUUCAUUUUCAAACAGAUUUAUUGCGACAAAGGACGGAUCGCAAUAACUCGAGGGCAUAUCGAGGAGACGCGUGAUCUCCUCUCUGGUUGUGCAUCACAUUAAACCGUCUAAGCAGUGACCUUGGCUGUGGGUUAACGUCCUCUCUUGAAAUCAGCCGAACCCUCAAGUGUUUUUUGCGGAUGACCUAAAGCUAUACAUCCUCCAGCAACUGGCACCUAAAAGAGCUGUGCUUGGUGAAAGAGUUUGUGAAUCGCACCUGUUCUGACAUUUAGGCCUCAAACGAGUUAAACUCGGCAAAUGAACAUCCGCCUUGAUCAGAAUCGUGUCAUCCGAGAAUUGGACCAGACAACACGUACAAACACUUGGGUAUUAAUGAAGGAACAGAUCUAAAACAAAAUAUUAGGCACUAAGGCAGACUGAUAGCCGAGAGUGAAGAAAAUCCACCUUUGGACCCUAACAGCCACACACAAACAAUCGCAGCCCUAAACUAAAGCAGCAGGCCCCCUGUCUUGACAUCCUGUGUGCGACUCCAAAGCUAUCUUUGGACAAACUGGGCACUUAAACCAGAAAACCACUGCAUGGGUGCGAACUUCGUACCAGUGAUCUCCACACGACCAAAUAAUGUGCUGGCAGUGGGGUAACGUUACGUUAAUUCAUCCAGUCCACUUUGUUACCUUCUAAUCCCUUCCGGUUAUCUUCGCGCGCACACGGUUUCAGUUACAGUGAGACCCACUUGCCAGAGUCGGCUUUUGGUUAAGUGCCCCUCACUGCAAAACCAAGAAUCCAUAUGAUGAAGUUCUUUCCAUGCCUCGCUACAAGGGGGGUAUGGCUUCCCUUACUCCAAUUCCAUGCCCUUGAUUUUGGUUCUGCAGCAAGUACCCUGACACUUUUGGAGGUCAGUUGAUUUAGACUCGAGUGUUGUAUAAAUGAAAGUCCGUGUUAUUUGGACAGCUGAGAUGAUGACAGUUGGCAGGCCACACCACACUGGUGGAGUAAAAAACAUCUGUGGAAAUUUCCUCAAAGCAGCUGUCACCUUUUUUUGUGUUUUGUAUCUCGUGUGAGGAGCUCGUAAUGAGGUUUUCCCUCUCUGUUCAUUUGAUUAUUUUAUUUUUUCUGAAUCGCAGACGAUUCAUUGUUUUGUAUCAAUUUCCAGUUAGUCUGGUUGCAUGUCACACUGCUUUCAUCACUUCAUAUCAUAGUGUCCUAUUCAAGGGUCCUGCCCCAUCAGCGGGUUUCGUUGGGCAGAAACAUUAAUGUCAUGGCGGGUCGGCAACAGAUCCUCUGUGUGCUCGGCCACAUUUCCCUUAAUAAUUUGGUUUAUUCGCCAAUCACAGCUCUGUGAGCCAAGUGCCUGUUAUCGAACAAGCGGAAGAUGACUUGAACAUUAUGCACUACUACACGAACAGGACACGUUUGAAAAAGGCCGAGUGUGCAAAUGGAAGGCAGCUCUGCCGAGGGGAGGGUAAGUGCGCCACUUUCACGGUGGUACGUGUAGCCGAUGAGCUUCACUUCAGUGUUUGUUCUGCACUUCCUGUCGAGCAGCCAUCACGAGGACGGAACUCCAACUAAGUGCAUCUCAAAUUGCACGUCUGCUUUCUUAACUCGUGUAUAUACAGGGUGGUCCAGGUCUAAGUAUGCAGAUCCAGAGCGUCUGGGUGACUUUGAUUUAUGUGGGGACGAUUCUUCAUGUCGUCAGUUCGCACACUUCUCGAUGGUCCGGG
Messenger RNA from Polypterus senegalus (gray bichir), 7827 nucleotides. RefSeq names its product zinc finger protein 721-like. The transcript has 9 exons. Gene Ontology annotation, molecular function: RNA polymerase II cis-regulatory region sequence-specific DNA binding; DNA-binding transcription factor activity. The coding region runs from base 186 to 4220 and encodes 1344 amino acids. Gene Ontology annotation, biological process: regulation of transcription by RNA polymerase II. The record is from RefSeq and is a predicted model, not a curated record. NCBI's taxonomy places the organism in Eukaryota, Metazoa, Chordata, Cladistia, Polypteriformes, Polypteridae.